Molecule: messenger RNA, 1197 nt
Organism: Nomascus leucogenys (northern white-cheeked gibbon)
Lineage: Eukaryota; Metazoa; Chordata; Mammalia; Primates; Hylobatidae
Gene: LIPN
Product: lipase family member N
Molecular function (GO): hydrolase activity, acting on ester bonds
Source: RefSeq, a predicted model, not a curated record
AUGAUGUGGCUGCUUUUAACAACAACUUGUUUGAUCUGUGGAACUUUAAAUGCUGGUGGAUUCCUUGAUUUUGAAAAUGAAGUGAAUCCUGAGGUGUGGAUGAAUACUAGUGAAAUCAUCAUCUACAAUGGCUAUCCCAGUGAAGAGUAUGAAGUCACCACUGAAGAUGGGUACAUACUCCUUGUCAACAGAAUUCCUUAUGGGCGAAGACAUGCUAGGAGCACAGGUCCCCGGCCAGUUGUGUAUAUGCAGCAUGCCCUGUUUGCAGACAAUGCCUACUGGCUUGAGAAUUAUGCCAAUGGAAGCCUUGGAUUCCUUCUAGCAGAUGCAGGUUAUGAUGUAUGGAUGGGAAACAGUCGGGGAAACACUUGGUCAAGAAGACACAAAACACUCUCAGAGACAGAUGAGAAAUUCUGGGCCUUUAGUUUUGAUGAAAUGGCCAAGUAUGAUCUCCCAGGAGUAAUAGACUUCAUUGUAAAUAAAACUGGUCAGGAGAAAUUGUAUUUCAUUGGACAUUCACUUGGCACUACAAUAGGGUUUGUAGCCUUUUCCACCAUGCCUGAACUGGCACAAAGAAUCAAAAUGAAUUUUGCCUUGGGUCCUAUGAUCUCAUUCAAAUAUCCCACGGGCAUUUUUACCAGGUUUUUUCUACUUCCAAAUUCCAUAAUCAAGGCUGUUUUUGGUACCAAAGGUUUCUUUUUAGAAGAUAAGAAAACGAAGAUAGCUUCUACCAAAAUCUGCAACAAUAAGAUGCUCUGGUUGAUAUGUAGCGAAUUUAUGUCCUUAUGGGCUGGAUCCAACAAGAAAAAUAUGAAUCAGAGUCGAAUGGAUGUGUAUAUGUCACAUGCUCCCACUGGUUCAUCAAUACAGAACAUUCUGCAUAUAAAACAGCUUUACCAAUCUGAUGAAUUCAGAGCUUAUGACUGGGGAAAUGAAGCUGAUAAUAUGAAACAUUACAAUCAGAGUCAUCCCCCUAUAUAUGACCUGACUGCCAUGAAAGUGCCUACUGCUAUUUGGGCUGGUGGACAUGAUGUCCUCGUAACACCCCAGGAUAUGGCCAGGAUACUCCCUCAAAUCAAGAGUCUUCAUUACUUUAAGCUAUUGCCAGAUUGGAACCACUUUGAUUUUGUCUGGGGCCUCGAUGCCCCUCAACGGCUGUACAGUGAAAUCAUAGCUUUAAUGAAGGCAUAUUCCUAA